AUGAGUAAAACACAGUUAUUUAAAGAGAUGGUCAUAAUAAUAGAAGAAAUGAAAAAUAUCUAUGUAAUUAUUUAUUAUUAAAACAGAAUAGAAUAUUAACAACAAAAUCCUCAAAAAUCUUUGAUUACCCUUCUAUAUAAAAUAGAAAUGAGAAGAUAAUAAAAUAUUGCCAUUAAAUGGUAGAUUUAAACCCUAAAUAAUUCAAUCAAUAUUUCAUAUCAGAAUAAUAUAUAGAUGAAUUAUUGAAUAGAAUGGAUCAUGAAAAAUUACUAAAUAUUUCAUUGAAGUUUAUAGUUAAAUAUAUAUAUAAUAAAGAUGAUGAACAAAGUUAACAAAAUGUUGAAAAACUAAAAAAAAUUAUUAGAGAUAUUGAUUAGCCAAAAAAGACAAAAAUUAUUAGAUAAUCAUAAUUAUUUGAUUAAAAUUUAAGAAGUAUCCAUAAAUCAUCUCAAACUUUAACUAAAGAUAAAGAAUCACAAUCAAUCAUUAAUUUAAAUUUUGACAUUCAUAAAUAAUCCUCUAAAUUAUCUUCAAUAUAAUAGGACAAUUUAAAUACACAUAAAUUUAAUGAUAAGAUCUCUAUAAAAAAAGAUAAAUAAAAGAUGAAUAAAUUGGAUUAAUAAAGUUAACUACAAAGUUAAAAAUUAAAUAAUCCAUUUUUUAAAAUGAUAUUAAAAUGGACUAUAAUAUUAAUUUAAUAACUACUCCAAAAUAAAAGGAAUUAAAUAAUUAUAUAUUAACAUUAAAUAUUAGUAUGAAUAGUUCAAUCAAAGACAGAAAAGGAAAAAUGAAAAAUAAAUCUUUACUUUAAUCUAAGUAUUUCUAAAAGUUAGAAGAUAAAAGAUUUCCUAAAAAAGAUAAUCCAUUUACAAUGCUUUCUGUUGAUUUUAUAAAAAAAAGAAAAAAACUCCCGAAAAAAUAGAAACUUUUAAUUUUAUUACAAUUUCUUUAUAAAAUAUAUAUAUAUUUAUUUUAAUAUUAAAAAAAAUGUAGUUAGAUUAAUUAAUAACAACAUUUGGUUUGAUGAAAUACCAUUUCUUAAAUUAUAUGCUAGAAAAUUCAAAAUAUCUCGUCCUUCAUAUAUUGCUUUCCUUAUUGUAUUAUUGGGAUUGGCUUGUAUUAUAUUUAGAAUAGGUAGAGGAUUCUUUAUAAAAAUUAUGACAUUGAUUUAUCCAUUUAUUAUGACAUUAGAAAUCAUUGAAACAUAAAGUAAUAUAAUGUAUUCUGUAUAUUUUAGAUUAUAAAAAUGUUAAAUAAUGGUUAUCAUAUUGGAUUAUUGUUAUGAUUUGUUCAUUUGUUAGAUGA
Messenger RNA from Paramecium primaurelia, 1305 nucleotides. The record is from the annotation of a GenBank genome assembly. NCBI's taxonomy places the organism in Eukaryota, Ciliophora, Oligohymenophorea, Peniculida, Parameciidae.